Molecule: messenger RNA, 2010 nt
Organism: Callorhinchus milii (elephant shark)
Lineage: Eukaryota; Metazoa; Chordata; Chondrichthyes; Chimaeriformes; Callorhinchidae
Gene: csad
Product: cysteine sulfinic acid decarboxylase
Exons: 13
Coding region: 61-1632 (523 amino acids)
Biological process (GO): carboxylic acid metabolic process
Cellular component (GO): cytoplasm
Molecular function (GO): sulfinoalanine decarboxylase activity; pyridoxal phosphate binding
Source: RefSeq, a predicted model, not a curated record
GCGGGGGAGGAGCCUGGCCGGGCAGGGGAGGAGCCUGUAGACGAGGAGGAGGGGUUGCUGAUGGCGAGGCUCCAGGACGCGGCUGAGGGUGAGCACUUUGUGGAGGCGGCUUUUCACAUCAUCAUGAAGGAGGCAGUCCGCAGGGGCACUGACGUCAACGAGAAGGUAUGUCAGUGGGUGGCCCCCGAGGAGCUCGAGUCGCUGCUGGAGUUGGAGCUGCCGGACACGGGGGAAUCUGAGGUCCGUCUCCUCCAGCAUUGUCGCCAGGUCAUCAGGUACAGCGUCAACACAGCUCAUCCUCGCUUCUUCAACCAGCUUUUUGCGGGUCUUGAUUAUCACGCGUUGGUCGGACGUUUCAUCACAGAAACGCUGAACACCAGCCAGUAUACCUAUGAGAUUUCACCUGUUUUCGUGUUGAUGGAAGAUGUUGUGUUGAAGAAGCUUCGCGAGCUGAUUGGAUGGAUGACAGGUGAUGGGAUAUUCUGUCCAGGUAAGUCCUGCCCCUGGAUGAUAAGCUGGGGAGGGGGGGCGUGGAGCUGGGCAGCCCCUCGGCACAAACCCACCUCGUGUUGCUAUCUCUCUCACUUUACAGGUGGCUCCAUGUCCAACAUGUUCGCCAUUAACCUGGCUAGGCACCGCCUCUACCCUCACGUCAAGCAGCGAGGUCUGUGGGUGGUGCCCAGGCUCGUCAUCUUCACGUCAGAGGAGGGUCAUUACUCACUGACCAAAGGAGCUGCCUUCCUUGGCCUGGGCACUGACAAUGUCUGGACAGUGAAAACCGAUGGCAGGGGGAGGAUGCUGGCUGCGGAGCUGGACGAGCAGAUACAAGCGGCAAAGUCUGAGGGCGCAGUCCCCCUGAUGGUCAGCGCCACGGCGGGAACCACCAUCCUGGGAGCCUUCGACCCUCUGGCUGAGAUCGCGGACGUUUGCCAACAACAUGGGGUCUGGCUCCAUGUGGACGCAGCGUGGGGGGGAGGAGCUCUCUUGUCAAAAAGACACCGUCACCUUCUGGCUGGUAUUGAGAGGGCCGACUCUGUGACCUGGAACCCUCACAAGAUGUUAAUGGCCGGGCUCCAGUGCUCAGCUUUCCUCCUGAAGGACCAAACCGACUUGCUGGGCAGUGCCCACGCCGCUGGUGCCCGCUACCUGUUCCAGACUGACCGCUGUUACCAGCCGCGCUAUGACACCGGGGACAGGUCAGUGCAGUGUGGCCGCCGGGUGGACUGUCUGAAGCUCUGGCUGAUGUGGAAAGCCAUCGGCACCCGUGGCCUGAGAGACAGGGUCAACCGCGCAUUUGCCUGCACCAGGUACUUGGUUGCUGAGAUGCACAAACGGGACGGAUUCCGUCUGCUGAUGGAGCCCCAAUUUGUCAAUGUUUGCUUCUGGUAUAUUCCGCCGUGUCUGCGAGGAGGAGAGGAGACGCCGGACUUCUGGCAACAGCUGGGCCGGGUGGCCCCGCUGGUGAAGCAGCGGAUGGUGGUGAAGGGCAGUAUGAUGGUAGGCUACCAGCCUCACGGCAAACAUGUCAAUUUCUUUCGGCAAAUCCUCAUCAGCCCCCAGGUUACCCGGGAAGACCUGGAUUUCUUCUUGGAUGAAAUUGAGCGUCUGGGGAGCGACUUCCAGCCCAUGUGACCCGGCUCCUCACGCUGGCUCUGCGUGUCGCUGGGGGUUGAAUGCACGUUGGGAGGUGUUAUCUUUGUUAGCUGUUUGGACACGAUUGACUUGACUUGUUCAUUGCGGAGCGGAGCAGCUCACCUGGGAACUAAACAUUUGGUGAACUGGCCAUCUCAACAGUUGUGUGCGGAGGCGAAGGGGUGAGAAGGGCUGUAUACGUGGGGUGGGGUGGGGGGAAACCUACUUGAUUUCAGCUGUGGGGGUCACUGUAACCGUGGAGACGAGAAUGAAGUCCUGACCCCAUCACAGGACGCCAGGUUUCUGAGGCCGGGGCUGGACAACAGUUGGAUGUUACAGAGAGAAAAUGCUGUUGAUUAAAAGAUUUGUUGUGAGAGA